This is a messenger RNA of Salvia hispanica, 3126 nucleotides long. Its product is annotated as heat shock cognate 70 kDa protein-like. Gene Ontology annotation, molecular function: ATP-dependent protein folding chaperone; ATP binding. Lineage: Eukaryota; Viridiplantae; Streptophyta; Magnoliopsida; Lamiales; Lamiaceae. The record is from RefSeq and is a predicted model, not a curated record.
AUGACGGAAAAGGGGAGAGGACGCGCAAUUGGUAUUGAUUUGGGGACUACGUACUCGUGUGUGGCUGCGUGGAAGCACGGCCGCAUUGAGAUUAUACCAAACGAGCAAGGCAACCGCACAACGCCGUCUUACGUGGCUUUCACCGGCACCGAGCGUCUCAUCGGCGACCCCGCUAAGAAUCAAGUCGUCAAAAAUCCGAUCAACACUGUUUUCGAUGCAAAGAGGUUGAUUGGUCGUAAAUUCAGUGAUCCGGCAGUUAAGAGAGACAUUAAACAUUGGCCAUUCAAGGUCGUUCCUGGCGCCGGCAGCAAGCCUAUGAUCGUGGUAACCUACAAAGGGGGGGAGAAACGGUUUUCAGCUGAGGAGAUCUCCUCAAUGGUGCUUAUCAAGAUGAAGGAUAUCGCUGAGGCAUAUCUUGGAUCAACUGUAACGGAUGUUGUCGUGACUGUGCCUGCUAAUUUCAACGACUCUCAGCGUCAGGCCACUAAGGAUGCCGGAACCAUUGCCGGCCUUAAUGUUAUGAGGAUCAUCAAUGAGCCUACUGCUGCAGCCAUUGCAUACGGGCUUGAUAAUGGGGGCAGUAGCUCUGUGGCAAAGAACGUUCUCAUUUUCGACCUUGGUGGUGGCACGUUUGAUGUGACUGUGGCCAUGAUCAAGGCUGAUGACAUUGAAGUGAAGGCUACAAUAGGUGAUACUCAUCUUGGAGGUCAGGACAUGUGCAGCAGGAUGGUGAAUCACUUCAAGAAAGAGUUCAAUACCAAGACGGGAAAGGAUGUUAGUGGGGAUCCAAAAGCUGUAAGAAAAUUGUGGAAUGCUUGUGAAAGGGCAAAGAGGACCCUUUCAUCCACUUUGGUAACCCCAAUUGAGAUUGACUUGUUGUUUCAGGGGAUUGAUCUGUAUUCGACUAUUACUCGUGCUAAAUUUGAGGACCUUAACAUGGAUUUAUUCAACAAGUGUAUGAAGCUGGUUGAGAAAUGCUUGGGAGAUGCAAAGAUGGAGAGGAGUAGUGUGGAUGAGGUGGUGCUGGUAGGCGGGUCGAGUAGGAUUCCCAAGGUGCAGGAGAUGCUGCAGGAGUUUUUUGGGGGGAAGGAGGCGCGCAAGACCAUUAAUCCAGACGAAGUUGUGGCAUAUGGUGCAGCAGUGCUGGCUGCCAAGUUGAGUGGUGAAGUCCAUGACAAGGUGCGGAAUGUUGUUCUUUUUGAUGUUACUCCGCUAUCAAUUGGGGUUGAACAGCUGCAAGUUGAGGCGAUCGGGAUCGAUUUGGGCACGACGUAUUCGUGCGUGGCAGCAUGGCAGCACAACCGCAUCGAGGUCAUAGCCAACGAUCAGGGCAAUCGCACCACACCCUCUUGUGUUGCUUUCACUGACAACGAGCGUCUCAUCGGAGAAGCCGCCAAGAAUCAAGUCGCCAGUGCUCCAACUAACACCGUGUUUGAUGCAAAGAGGCUGAUUGGACGUAAAUUCAAUGAUCCAAUGGUUCAGAGUGACAUGAAACUCUGGCCAUUCAAGGUCGUUUCUGGUACUGGCGACAAGCCUAUGGUCGUGGUAACCUACAAAGGAGAGAAGAAACAAUUUUCAGCCGAGGAGAUCUCUUCAAUGGUGCUCUCCAAGAUGAAGGAUAUCGCCGAGGCCUAUCUUGGUUCAUCUGUGAAGAAUGCUGUCGUGACCGUACCUGCUUAUUUCAAUGACUCUCAGCGCCAGGCAACCAAGGCUGCUGGAACGAUUGCCGGCCUAAAUGUUGUAAGGAUCAUCAAUGAGCCUACUGCUGCAGCCAUCGCAUACGGUCUAGAUAAAGGGGGUCUUGUGGCUAAGAAUGUGCUGAUUUUUGACCUUGGUGGUGGCACGUUCGAUGUGUCUGCGACCACUAUUGAGACCGAUAUCAUUGAAGUGAAGGCUAUUGUGGGCGAUACUCAUCUUGGGGGGCAAGACUUUGACAGUAGGAUGGUGAAUCAUUUCGUAAAGGAGUUUGAAAGGAAAAAUGGUAAGGAUAUUAGUAUGAAUCCGAGAGCUAUUAGGAGAUUGAGAAGUUCUUGUGAAAGAGCCAAGAGAAUGCUUUCUUCCACUUGCCAAACUAAUAUCGAUAUUGAAUCUUUGUUUGAGGGGAUUGAUCUAUUUUCAACCAUCACUCGUGCUAAAUUUAAUGAGCUCAACAUGGAUUUGUUCAACAAGUGUAUGGAAUUGGUUGAGAAAUGCCUGAGUGAUGCAAAGAUGAAGCGGAGGAGUGUGGAUGAGGUGGUGCUGGUGGGCGGGUCGAGUAGGAUUCCGAAGGUGCAGGAGCUGUUGAAGGAGAUUUUCAAUGGGAAGGAGGCGUGCAAGACUAUUAACCCAGACGAAGCUGUGGCUUAUGGUGCUGCAGUGCUGGCUGCCAAGUUGAAUGGUGAAAGCAAUGAGAAAGUGCAGAAUGUGGUUCUUUCGGAUGUUACUCCUUUGUCACUUGGUAUUGAAUGCAAUGGAGACGUGAUGAAGGUAAUUAUUCCAAGGAAUACACCUAUCCCAACAAGGAAAGAGAGGAAACAUUUCCAAACGACAUAUGACAAUCAGACCAGAGUAAAGCUUGGGGUGUAUGAGGGAGAAAGAAACAAGGCAACAGACAACAAUCUGCUAGGUGAAUUCAUCCUUCAAGGCAUUCCAGCAGCACCCAGAGGUGUUGCUAAAUUCAAUGUGUGCUUCGACGUUGAUGAGAAUGGCAUCUUGAAUGUGUCAGCGGAGCACAUUGAGACUGGAUUGAAGAACAACAUCAGCAUCACCAAGGGCAGGCUUUCUGAGAAAGAAAUAGAGAAGAUGGUGAAAGAUGCAGAGAAGUACAAGAGGGAGGACGAAGAGUAUAGGAAGAAAGCUGAAGCGAGGAGAGCUUUGGAAAUCUACGCCUACGACAUGAGGAACAACACCAGAUGUGCAGCCGGGAUAGGAGCCACCGACAAGAAGAAGAUAGAGAAGGCAUUCGAGUCUACUAUUAAAUGGUUGGAGUUGAACAAACUUGCAACGGUUGAUGCUUUCAAAGAGAAGAUGGAGGAGCUUAAGCUGAUUUACAAUCCCAUCGUUGCCAAGAUGCACCACAGUCCCAGCCCAAGUAUUAAGAAGCAGAUUAGUAGUAUUAAGAAGUGGAUUAGUAGUAUUAAGAAGUGA